Molecule: messenger RNA, 903 nt
Organism: Saccostrea cuccullata (small rock oyster)
Lineage: Eukaryota; Metazoa; Mollusca; Bivalvia; Ostreida; Ostreidae
Product: GEL complex subunit OPTI-like
Exons: 4
Coding region: 138-524 (128 amino acids)
Biological process (GO): mitochondrial respirasome assembly
Source: RefSeq, a predicted model, not a curated record
UAUAAUCGGGAUCGGAAUGAUAAAAAUUCCGAACGAUGUAAAGAUCAAAAAAGAAAUUUAUUAAUCGUAAAAGUCGGUAAAAUCAUUUGAAACUUGUACCUCCAGUUUAAUAUAUUGUUGCUAGAGAGCAGUAUUUAAUGGCUUCUUCAUCGAAAAAGCGAACGGACGAAAAACCAGCCAAUGGAUUUUUAAAUGCCUCAACACUUUCGAAAGCAAUGGCAUCUGGGUCCACGUGGGAAGAUAAAGAUGAAUUUUUAGAUGUCAUAUACUGGAUGCGACAAGUAUUUGGUCUUGUCCAAGGCUUGAUAUGGGGACUUCUUCCACUGAAAGGAUUUUUUGGAUUAUUGUUGUUUUUUGUCUUCAACGUGGGAAUUGUGUACCUUUACUACAAUAUGUUUCAAAAAAUUGAUGAUGAAGAAUAUGGAGGAGCUACAGAAAUUUUAAAAGAAGGACUAAUGACAUCAUUUGCAGCUUUUCUGGUAACUUGGAUAAUAAUCUACUCAUCAUUACAUACCAGUUCAUAGCAUUGACUUAGAGAUGCCAGAAGCAAUCAUACCUAUACACAGAUUCAUUUCUCAUUCACUACAGCAAGGAGCAUAAACCACUGAGGUGCCAUGGAUAAAACUAAAGAAAUUCUGUGGCAUUUAACACACAAUGAGAUAUAUGUUGUUAUAUUUGUGUGAAAUUUUCCAACAGAACGGAUUAUUGUCAUUUGUGAAGUGAUACAUAUGAUCUUUUUGGAUGAGUUUGGUUUUUUUUUUUAACUUUCUUGAAGAACGCCGGUUGUAUUCGUCAAAAGCAUAAACAUAAAAUGUUCACACAUAUGUAUGGUAAAUAUUACUCAGUUUUUAUAUGGUAUUUAUGAAAUAUUGAAGUACAAUUAAAUGAAAGUAAUUAUAUACA